AUGGACGUGGACGUGGACGUGGACGUGGACGUGGACAUGGACGUGGAGGUGGACGUGGACGUGGACGUGGAGGUGGACGUGGACAUGGACGUGGACGUGGACAUGGACGUGGACGUGGACCUGGAUGUGGACGUGGAUGUGGUCGUGGAUGUGGACGUGGACGUGGACGUGGACCUGGACGUGGACGUGGACGUGGACGUGGACGUGGACGUGGACCUGGACGUGGACGUGGACGUGGACGUGGACGUGGACCUGGACGUGGACGUGGACGUGGACGUGGACUUGGACGUGGACGUGGACGUGGUCGUGGACGUGGACGUGGACGAGGACGUGGACGAGGACGUGGACCUCCACCGCCUCCACCACCACCGCCUCCACCGCGCCACCACCACCGCCUCCGCCCCCACCGCCUCCGCCGCCACCGCCUCCUCCGCCGCUGCGGCCUCCACCUCCACCACUCCCGCCACCACUCCCACCGCCACCCCCACUCCCUCCGCCGCCUCCACCUCCACCUCCUCCGCCCCCGCCAGCUCCACCCGCGCCCUUGCCCCCCUUGCCCUUGCCAGUGCGGCGUCGCCCGCUAGGGGCAGACGCCGCGCCGACCGACUCAAGACCAAGCAGUUGGACAUGGACGUGGACGUCGACGUAAACGUGGACGUGGACAUGGACGUGGACGUGGACGUGGACGUGGACGUGGACGUGGACGUGGACGCGGACGCGGACGCGGACGCGGACGCGGACGCGGACGUGGACGCGGACGUGGACGCGGACGUGGACGUGGACGCGGACGCGGACGUGGACGUGGACGCGGACGGGACGGGGACGUGGACGCGGACGCAGACGUGGAGGUGGACCUGGACGUGGACGGGACAUGGACCUGGACUGGACGUGGACGUUGACGUGGACGUGGACGUGGACGUGGACGUGGACGUGGACGUUGACGUGGACGUGGACGUGGACGUGGACGUGGACGUGGACGUCGACGUGGACGUCGACGUGGACGUGGACGUGGACGUGGACGUGGACGUGGACGUGGUCGUUGACGUGGACGUUGACGUUGACGUGGACGUGGACGUGGACGUUGACGUUGACGUGGACGUUGACGUGGACGUGGACAUGGACGUGGACGUGGACGUGGACGUUGACCUGGACGUGGACCUGGACGUGGACGUGGACGUGGACGUGGACGUGGACAUGGACGUGGACGUGGACGUGGACGUGGACGUGGACUUGGACGUGGACAUGGACGUGGACUUGGACGUGGACGUGGACUUGAACAUAGACUUGGACGUGGACGUGGACGUGGACGUGGACGUGGACGUGGACGUGGACCUGGACGUGGACGUGGACGUGGUCGUGGACGUGGACGUGGACGUGGUCGUGGACGUGGACGUGGACGUGGACGUGGACGUGGACGUGGACGUGGACGUGGACGUGGACGUGGACGUGGACCUGGACUUGGACGUGGACGUGGACGUGGACGUGGACCUGGACGUGGACAACGUGGACGUGGACGUGGUCGUGGACAUGGACUUGGACGUGGACGUGGACGUGGUCGUGGACGUGGACGUGGACGUGGACGUGGACGUGGUCGUGGACGUGGUCGUGGACGUGGUCGUGGACGUGGACAUGGAGGUGGACGUGGACGUGGACAUGGAGGUGGACGUGGACGUGGACGUGGACAUGGACGUGGACGUGGACGUGGACGUGGACAUGGACGUGGACGUGGACGUAGAUGUGGACGUGGACGUGGACGUGGACAUGGACAUGGACAUGGAUGUGGACGUGGACAUGGACAUGGACAUGGAUGUGGACGUGGACGUGGAUGUGGUCGUGGACAAGGCAAGCUCCUAG
Closterium sp. NIES-65 is the source of this 1854-nucleotide messenger RNA. The record is from the annotation of a GenBank genome assembly. NCBI's taxonomy places the organism in Eukaryota, Viridiplantae, Streptophyta, Zygnematophyceae, Desmidiales, Closteriaceae.